Molecule: messenger RNA, 882 nt
Organism: Blumeria graminis f. sp. triticale
Lineage: Eukaryota; Fungi; Ascomycota; Leotiomycetes; Helotiales; Erysiphaceae
Source: the annotation of a GenBank genome assembly
AUGGCACCGGAUAAACUCAAAAUUCGGAUACAGAGUCUUUUCCAGGUUCCCGUUUCACAGCCUCGCUCAUCAAGCCAGCUGCUCGUGCACUUGAUAGGACGACCCGAAAAAGGUACUAGCAUUGCGUCACCGAAGUCCAACAACAUCGACCACGAAACAAAUCAAUAUCCAAUCCGUGACCUGGGAAAGAUUGCAAAAGAUCUCCUGCUGACCUUGGCAUCUCCAUCAAAGCAUCAUUCUUCAUCUAAAUCCAUAAUUGAAAGGUCGAAAAAUAGCAAAGCAUUGUCCUCCAAAGAUAUGGCGCCUUGUUUUGAACUUCCCAAGCUCAAGCCCGUCAACAUCUCUCUCACCGAUGGCACAGAUAUUCCACCACCACCUGAUUCACCCGUUCAAGAAACACCACCUGUGUCUGAUCAGCCUCCAAAACGUUCUGAAUCUAAAGCUAUCUUGCGAUGUGAUCAUCGGGCAACUAACCGCCAUCAUGAUCAAGACACUGAUGGGGACUCUAGCUAUCAAGCAUCACACAUUGUAACUUCUCCUAAACACCCAAGUAGCAUUCGAAAGUUUAUCUCACGCCGGUCCUUAAAUGCCAACUAUGCUAACGACUCAUCUGACUCUUUAACUCGUCCCGAUAGUUCGACCAGCUAUAUGAGCGGAAAUACAACAUUUUCCAAUAGUAAAAGAAGGACAUUGACUUGGUUUGGAAGAUUUGGAAACAGUGGAUCUACAAUCAGAAAGUCUACAAAUUUGAUGGUCCCAGAGGCCCUCCCCAUAAAGCCUCCGCCACCACCUCCACCUAUGCUACCAAAACUAAGUCACUUUACAAUGAGCAUUUCGGAUAAUAGUCUAGACGGCGCAGAGAUGUUCAAAAAUAUAAAAUAG